This is a messenger RNA of Verticillium nonalfalfae, 1467 nucleotides long. RefSeq lists its product as uncharacterized. Lineage: Eukaryota; Fungi; Ascomycota; Sordariomycetes; Glomerellales; Plectosphaerellaceae. The transcript is spliced from 2 exons. The record is from RefSeq and is a predicted model, not a curated record. The coding region runs from base 1 to 1467 and encodes 488 amino acids.
AUGGACCCUGCCAGCCUUGUCGGUUUGAUCGGAUCGAUCGUCAGCAUUGUCGACGCCACAUCAACGGCGACGCAUAAGCUACUCAAGUCUGCCAAGCUCCCUGAUGCAUUCAAACAAGUCGAGAAGCACCUCCCUCUGGUCAAGCAGACGCUGGAAGAUGCUCGCCGCACCAUAGACAAAUCCAUCACCGAAAAGCAGCGGAUUGAGAUACAAGAUGUCCUACACGACUGCAACAGCAAGGCUCGCGAGCUGGACCGUAUUUUCAAAGACCUCGGAAUGAAAUGUAACCAGGUCGGGGGAGAAAAAUCGUGGGACACGAUCCGCGGCUGGUAUCGCCACAUUCUGCAGGGCGCCAAGGGGCAUAGGGUCGAGGCAUUGAUGAACGACAUCAUGGGCAGUCUAAUCAAGCUUGGGACACUCAGCACGUUCAGAACAGCAACGCACAAAGACAUGGAAGAUAUUAAGAGGGCGCUGCAUGAGCUUUCCAACAUAGAGCCGUCGCUGGAUGAUGCGGAUUUUGAGGCUACAGGCUCGAACUACGCACACCAGACCGUGGCUUCCGGAGCUGUUGGACAGCAAAACAAUCCGACGGGUGGAACGAAUACUUUUGAAUCAAGUAUGUACAGACAGGGCAAUGGUGGAUCUAUGCACUUUGGCGCAGACCAGUUUUGGCCAGACUUGCAUGUCACCGAUCCUCGCGACGACAAGGCACGCAUAGAGAGUACGAAAGGUGGAUUCGGCGUGGACUACGACAGCUGGAUCUUGACCUACAACGGCUUCAAGACAUGGCGCAACAACCCGGAUAGUCGUUUACUAUGGAUCAGGGGCGGGUCACGCAAGGGCAAGACCUUGCUGCUAUGCAGUAUCAUCAACGAGCUGAGCGAGACGUCCCGGGAGACUGAGAAGCCAGCCUUCUUCUUCUGUCAAAAUUCCGAUAAACGCCUCAACAGCGGAACGGCUGUGUUACGAGGACUCAUAUUCUUCUUGAUCGACCAGCAUCCCCAGCUCAUGUCCCACGUCCGUGAGGAGUAUUGCAAAAAGGGCAACAACCUCUUUAUAAACAAGAACGCCUGGGUUGCUCUGUCGCGUAUUCUCACCAACAUGGUAGUCGACACUCUUCUAAAAGACAAGAUUAUUAUUAUUGACGCGCUCGACGAGUGUGCCACGGACAAGUACUGGCUUCUCGAUUUGAUUUUGAAGCUGUGUUCAUCAUCUAGCGCCAAAUGGCUCUUUUCAAGUCGCAAUCCGCGCUCAAUCGAAUGUAUACUGGCCACGGCUACCAAAGACACGACACUAUGCCUCGAAUUGAAGGAAGCCUCUGUCUUGAGUACCAUUUAUAUGUACAUCAAGCGUGAGGCCGAAAACCUAAAAUCAGAUUCAGAGCGGUUCUUCGGUAAGGAGAGGUGCGAUAGAGUAAAGCAGGAUUUAGUCAACGACUUCAACCAGACUCUGGCCCAGGUAGAUUAG